Messenger RNA from Neurospora tetraspora, 324 nucleotides. RefSeq lists its product as uncharacterized. Gene Ontology annotation, biological process: mycotoxin biosynthetic process. The transcript has a single exon. The coding region runs from base 1 to 324 and encodes 107 amino acids. The record is from RefSeq and is a predicted model, not a curated record. NCBI's taxonomy places the organism in Eukaryota, Fungi, Ascomycota, Sordariomycetes, Sordariales, Sordariaceae.
AUGCCUCCAGGUGACGGCAUCGUCGAAAUCCCAAACGAACACACCUACGAUCUGCCUCCUAGCUUGCCCGCAUCCAACAGCCCAAACACGAGCAAGGUGUACGGCAUCAGCAUGUUCCACCAGCUGCACUGUCUCAACUUUAUCCGGUAUGCCUACGAGCCGGAUUCCAUUAAGGACCAUCCCGCCGACGAGGUCGUCUACCACCGGGACCACUGCAUCGACUACAUCCGCCAGGCCAUCCUGUGUGCUGGCGAUGUGACUUUUGAUCCACUCACGGAGGUUGGCAUCAACGGCAUUGGAGCAACGCAUGUGUCGCAGCUAUGA